AUGUGUAAAGAUCCAGAAAUUUUUGUCCAGAAAACAAUUAAAAAGGAUGUAGGAUAUGGACAGAAUACAAAAGGAUUCAGAGUUUGGUUUCGUAACACAAAUAUAGUGGACACAUUUAGAGAUGUCGUGUUUACAAAACCAUCAGACAAGGAAAUUAUAAGUGUGAGUGAGGAAAGAAAUAAUAUUUCGAAUUAUGAUAAGAAUUUUGUUGAAGGUAAAGAUAAAAAUGAUAAUAUAGAGAGCAAAAAUACUCAAGAUAGUUUUCAAGAAGAGAGACAGAAAACUCAAGAUAAUUUUCAAGAGGAGAAAGAGAAUACUCAAUAUAAUUUUCAGGAGAAGGGAGAAACUGAUGAUAUAGGAAUGGAACAUCAACCGACAAAUAAUGAAAUUGAAGAGGAAGAAUAUGAAACAGGCAAAGAAAGUGGUGAAGACAGUGACAAAGAGAAGGACAACAUGAAAGAAGAUAAAAAGAAGAAAGCAGAAAGCCAAACUAUAAUAACAAAUAAAAAGGAUGUGACAAAAGGAGACCAAGGAAAGAGGAAAAUAAGAAAACCUAGAUGGUUUGAAGACUGUGACACGAGUUUUACAGUUUUAAAUGAAAACCAAUUAACAUUUAUAGAUGCAAUAAAAGGUGGAGAAUCUGAUAAAUGCAAGAAAGCUAUAGUAGAAGAAUUGGAAGCUUUGAGAAGGAAUCAUACAAGGACAUAA
Arctia plantaginis is the source of this 708-nucleotide messenger RNA. Lineage: Eukaryota; Metazoa; Arthropoda; Insecta; Lepidoptera; Erebidae. The record is from the annotation of a GenBank genome assembly.